Ipomoea nil (Japanese morning glory) is the source of this 1050-nucleotide messenger RNA. Its product is annotated as ethylene-responsive transcription factor ERF024-like. The record is from RefSeq and is a predicted model, not a curated record. The coding region runs from base 265 to 852 and encodes 195 amino acids. The transcript has a single exon. Gene Ontology annotation, molecular function: DNA-binding transcription factor activity; DNA binding. Gene Ontology annotation, biological process: regulation of DNA-templated transcription. NCBI's taxonomy places the organism in Eukaryota, Viridiplantae, Streptophyta, Magnoliopsida, Solanales, Convolvulaceae.
AGAAAGAAAAAAGAAUAAGAAAACGCUCUCCAACCCAUAUGUCCAACAAACUAACUAACGCUGCUUUCUGGGCUUCUGGCUGACAGCCAAACUCCUUCACACCUAGCUAUAUACCACUUCCGAUCCAUUCUUGAUCGAUCAUCUCCAACUGGUUUGCACUUAGCCCUAAUCUCCUCCGCCUUCUUAAAUGGCCGCCGUUUCACCAUCCCACUGCACUCAUCAUCAUCAUCAUCAUCAUCUCUUCAUCAACAUAAACUUAUUGGAAUGUCGACGAGAGGUUGGAGAAGCAAUAACGAAACACGGGACUCCUCGGAGGCGGCGGCGUACAAGGGAGUGAGGCGCCGGAAGAGCAGCGGGAAAUGGGUGUCGGAGAUUCGCGAGCCCAGAUCGCCUAACAGGAUCUGGCUCGGGACUUUCCCCACCCCAGAAAUGGCGGCCGUGGCCUACGACGUGGCGGCGCUGGCCUUAAAAGGCCCACACGCUGAGCUCAACUUCCCGAAUUCCGCCGCCUCCUUGCCUAUCCCUGCUUCCAACUCCUCACGCGACAUUCAAGAAGCCGCCGCCCUUGCUGCCGCCGCCGCUGGGGCCGCCGCCGAUGCACUAAGGCCGGCCCAAGUGGAUAAUUAUAGCGGAGGAAUAGCCGCUGAUGAAACAUACGAACAUCAUCAUCAUCAUCAAACUCACAAUGAAUUUGUGGACGAGGACUUAAUUUUCGACAUGCCGAAUGUUAUAGCGAAUAUGGCGGAAGGGAUGCUUCUUAGCCCUCCACGAUUCCAGCAAUACUCUUACGAUCAUUAUGAUUAUGACUACGCUUCUACAGCUACUGAUCACAACCUCUGGAACUAUCCCUAAUAACACAUAAUAUUACUGUAAGUAGCCAUGCAUGCAUCAUAUAUAUAUAUAAUAAAAGCAUGCAUAUAUAUAUAUGCCCUAAAUGUAAUAUAUGUAAUCUCUCGAUCAUUGCCAUGGGAGCUUGCAUUUCAUUUCAUUUAAUUUCUUUAUUUGUAAGCUAGUUAACAGCUUUCCUAUUUCAAGCUAAAUUUAUUAAUG